Molecule: messenger RNA, 1284 nt
Organism: Cladocopium goreaui
Lineage: Eukaryota; Dinophyceae; Suessiales; Symbiodiniaceae
Source: the annotation of a GenBank genome assembly
AUGCAUCCAGUCUCGCGGAGGCUUGGCAAACUAUCGGGCAAGAACAACUCUCGGGAUUGGUGGCGUGUCUUAGGAGAUGGUCCAGAAAUACAAACAAUCCGAGUUCCUGUGAAAUUCAAAGACUUGAGCGACGGUGAAUUCAAGCACCGACUGGAAGACAGACCAAUAUUGGACCCACACUUAGUAAUAGAAUACCUAUUCAACAAAGCAAAAGUGGCGAUUCCUCGUGAGGAGGUUCGAAGGUACUGGAACCACCAUUCCCACUUUGGGGAGAAGUGGGCGCAGAGUUGCGACAACUUUGAUCGCAUUCCUUUGGGGAUAUUUGGUGACAACGCACGUGUUACCACGCAAUAUGGCAAAGUUGUGCAGCUAAUCGGGAUCUUUAUGAACCUGGUGCUAUGGCGUCCAGGCUCAGUCCGCCUGUCGAGGUUCUUACUUUUCUCCAUAGGAGAUCAUGAACUUUGGGGCUACCAUACAUUGCAAACUGUUUAUAGGAGACUUACAUGGAGCCUGAAUGCCCUUUGGGAAGGACGACACCCUGAGGCAGGAGCUUGGGGAGACCCUUUAGGGCCAAACCUUCAAAAAAAAGCUGGCAAAUGGAUAACUCAUGACGCGUUACUCUUCGCCACAACAGAAGUCAGGGGUGACUGGAGCUGGUUGAAGAAAAUAUUUCGUUUUGAAAGGACAUCGUGGACAGGAAUCCAGGUAUGCCACCAUUGUCGAGCUCUUUCAAGUGGUGAGUGGAAGGACCUGUACUGGAAUCUGGAACCUUCCAGUAAUUGGUAUGAUAACAUGUUUGACUUGGAUGAUUGGUGUGAAGAACGCCUGCCUGCUCAGGGAAUUUGUCCGCUCAUUUCCUUGCGCAACUUCCAUCCAACUGUCAUACGGUGGUGUUUAAUGCAUGUGUUUCACCUCGGGCUCCUCUAUGAUGCCAAUGGAUCGAGUCUGAAUUUACUGCUGUCCUGUGGGUUUUGGGGCGGCCCUGCUGAAUACUCCAGGAGUUUGCUGCUGGCACGUGCUUAUCAGGAUUUCAAACAAUGGUGCAGGGUUAACCGCAUACAGUGCUCACAACCAGAGUUCAAAGAAUCCAUGAUCUACAAGAAAAACGGUGAUGUGCUCUUGACCUUGAAGGCAUUCAAUGGCCGGUGUGUCAUGGAGUGGCUCUCUGAAAGAGUGUACGAAGCACACCAGAACCCUCAGUACUCCGCAUUUGACCCUGCAAGAUUUUGCGUCAUUGCUGGAACCAUGAUUCUCUCCAGCAUUGUUUUUGGAAACGCAGAUUAG